This is a messenger RNA of Siniperca chuatsi (mandarin fish), 1316 nucleotides long. Its product is annotated as arylamine N-acetyltransferase, pineal gland isozyme NAT-10-like. Gene Ontology annotation, molecular function: acetyltransferase activity. NCBI's taxonomy places the organism in Eukaryota, Metazoa, Chordata, Actinopteri, Centrarchiformes, Sinipercidae. Bases 390 to 1238 code for a protein of 282 amino acids. The transcript has a single exon. The record is from RefSeq and is a predicted model, not a curated record.
UUAUUUAUCUUCCUCUAUUUUCGUCCUUUUUAGUUUAUUAUAUUUGCAUUUAUAUGAUUUCAUUGUGCCCUGUUUAACAUUUAUGAAAAAUGGGAAAUUGUUACAUUUUUGAUUUCACAACUGCUUCUUAAUUAAUAAAACUAUCCUACAUUAAGUCACAAAUCAGCCUUAUUCUUGUAAAAAAAACCUGUUAUGAAGCAGGAACUGACUUAAGGGCGGUGAACAUGCCCUCAAGACAUAGAUUGAAAGUAAUUCAGCAGCAGGGGGAAAAAACUUAAAGAAAAACACGCGGACCGUACUGCUUUAAACUGGUUAAUGACAUACGUUGACUAAAAGUUAAAGUUGUAAGGCGUCAUCUUUUAAAAACAGCUAAAGUUACUUCCGUUGAGAUGGACGUGGAGACAUAUUUGUCGCGCGUUGGGUUUGCCGGUCCAGCUGAGCCCAGCCUGGACGUGCUGCGGUCACUGCACACCUGUCACCUGCUGUCGGUGCCGUUUGAAAACCUCACGGUGCACAGCGGCGGACGAGUUCAACUCGACCCUCCUCUUCUGUACGACAAGAUAGUGAACCAGCGCCGAGGUGGUAUCUGCUUUGAGAAUAACGGCCUCUUCUCAUGGCUGCUCGACAAACUGGGCUUCCAGGUAACACUGCUCUCUGGUCAGGUGAAGAGUUUGAUCACGGGUUACUACGGGCCACCUUUUGACCAUUUGAUCCUCAUGGUGAGCUUUGAUGGGCAGCGCUGGCUGUGCGACGUCGGGUUCGGUGUCCAGGGCUUCAGCGGCCCCCUUUCACUGGAGACCAGUGCCCCUCAGCAGCAGGCCCACCGAGUGUACCGCAUCAGAAAGGACAUGGGGAUGUGCUUUCUGGAGUGGCAGAGGGAGGAGAACAGAGGGGCAGAUGGAGACUGGGCAGAGAUCUACAAGUUCACCCUAGAACCUCGGUGCAUGGAUGACUUUGCCGAGAUGUGCCAGUACCACCAGAGCUCCCCCUCCUCCCUCGUCUUCUGCAAGUCCCUCUGCACGAUUUUAAAACCAGGUGGACGGCUCACCUACACAGGCCGCAGACUGAUCAGCACUACAUUUCCAACAGAGGGAACAGGGAGAGUGCUGGAAACCACAACCAGGAAACUUAGAGAUGAGGAGAUCCCGGGUAUUCUAGCAGAGAAAUUUGGAGUUAUACUAUAUUCUCCACUCGUACCAAAGGAUGAGGCAGUCACACCACCACCAGUCAUGUACUGAUCAUGCUUCCACAUGGGAUAUCUUUACACCUCCACAAGCAAAAUUAUGUGAAAAAUCUUCUCAUUGAGAUAACUACAU